AUGCUUCUCAUAUUUUUGGGAAUUAUACUUAUACUUAUGUUUUUAGGUAUCGUCAAAGGUCUAAUAGGCUUGUUUUGUAUGAAAAAAAUUGGAGAACUUGGACUGGGACUAUUAGUUGAUUUACCAAAACCAUUGGAAAGCUAUCAAGAAACGGAGCUUAUGCAGAGACCAGUUAUUUAUGAUGUUGGCGGUUGGCCCGUUCAUCCUGACACCAAAGAAAGAACAGUGAGAAUACUUCCAAAGAAAACUGAAUUUUGUUUAAAUAUUACAUUCUUUAUAGCAUAUCCUUUAGCGCUGAUACUAAAACUCUGUGCACUGUGUUGCUGUAUAAAGAAUUACUCUGGUGAUGAAAAAAAUUGCUUUAAAUCUAUAAAUAUUAUAAAAUUUAACGAAGGAAUAGCGAAAAAGGAUCAAUAUCGCCCACCAGGACAAAAAAUUGAUAUGUAUAAAGAGAAUGAUGCUAAAGAAGAAGAAGAUACUAAAUAUGUGUUAAAUAUGAUGAGGCAAAGUCAGAUAUCUCUUCUGAAACAGGGAUAA
Molecule: messenger RNA, 537 nt
Organism: Anoplophora glabripennis (Asian longhorned beetle)
Lineage: Eukaryota; Metazoa; Arthropoda; Insecta; Coleoptera; Cerambycidae
Exons: 4
Coding region: 1-537 (178 amino acids)
Source: RefSeq, a predicted model, not a curated record